AUGAAUCUCUGGAUCGCGGGGAUUUUUGGGCGCUUCUGGGGCGUGAUCGAGGAGGUCGAGGAGGUGGCCGAGGCCGACGACGACGCGGACGUCGAAGAGGUGCCUAUGACGGAAGCGAUCGCGGCGUCGAGCGGAAACAUCAGCGAGUCGACGGAAUCCGAGGAGUCCGCGGAGCUCGCGGACCCCGGCUGGGACAGGAAGGGGGCGAUCCGGGACGUAGCCUAUUUCCUGCGCGCCCACAAGUUCCGGGACUACGAUCGCAGGUACUACAGGAGCGUGGAGGACAGCCCUUGGAGGCUCUUUCGGGACUUCCCGAAGCCGAGGCUCCGGUCCUUGCACUGGGAGGUGCACAAGUACUGCGACCUGGGCUUCGCGAGGUGCCUCAAGUAUCUCGAGGACAUGGUCGCCCAGACGGCCCUGAGGCGCGAGGACGACACCGUCACCGUCAUACGCCGGUUUAAUUGGAACCAGGCGAACCACUCUCGGCAGAUUCUGUCGGCCCAGAAGGACUGCGAGGCCGCCAAGAAGAGGGACUCUCGGCUGGUGGAGCCCUUCGAGGGACCCAUCGAACGAUUCCAGUGGCGCACCUCGGCCAGCUACUAUAUGUGUCGGUUCACGAUGCUCGGCAUCCCCGACUUGGCACACUUCGGCGAGUCUUGCGCCAACCACGCCAAUUGUCUGGACGAGUACGGCGCGAACAACCGCGACCCCAGGGCCGACGACUCGAAGCCCUUCGCUUGCGCCCUUUACAGCUUCUGUCCGGAUCGCUGCUGUCCCCUGAUGCACGUCUGGUACACGAAGGACUGCUCCCAGUCGACUCUCAAUCCCUGCUACGAUGGGAAUCCUCCAGGUCGUCGUGAGUGCAUUUUGAAGCGAGAGGAAAAUCAGAAUUUUGCUUCGCUCGCGUUGAACCAGAUCAACGUCACCUGCGAGUGUCAGCAGUCGGGAUAUGAGUGGUCUUCCAGGUACGGAAUCUGCAUUGACGUAAACGAAUGCACCAGGGAAAAGCAUAAUUGCUCGCUAGCAGCCGGUCAAACGUGUUUCAAUCUGCCUGGCACUUACGCGUGCAUAUGUCGCCUGGGAUUAGUGUAUCAUCCCGAAAAGAACUCCUGCGUGCCCAGCGAAGCCAUCUUGAAGGCUCUCCAGGAGGUGGAGGAGGAAAGGAACGACACGGAGACAAAGAGUCUGCUCGCAUUGAUCGUCGAUGCGGUCACGAGAUCAAAGGCCAUCGGCCUCCGGGUCGGCUUCGAGAUCGCUCCGUUCCUCGCGGUGGUAAUCCUCGGAUUUUAUUCGUUCUUCCCUCUCUAG
Molecule: messenger RNA, 1308 nt
Organism: Orussus abietinus
Lineage: Eukaryota; Metazoa; Arthropoda; Insecta; Hymenoptera; Orussidae
Exons: 3
Coding region: 1-1308 (435 amino acids)
Molecular function (GO): calcium ion binding
Source: RefSeq, a predicted model, not a curated record